Messenger RNA from Cotesia glomerata, 920 nucleotides. Its product is annotated as coiled-coil domain-containing protein 124. Gene Ontology annotation, cellular component: nucleus. The record is from RefSeq and is a predicted model, not a curated record. The coding region runs from base 196 to 819 and encodes 207 amino acids. Gene Ontology annotation, molecular function: transcription coactivator activity. Gene Ontology annotation, biological process: transcription by RNA polymerase II. The transcript is spliced from 4 exons. NCBI's taxonomy places the organism in Eukaryota, Metazoa, Arthropoda, Insecta, Hymenoptera, Braconidae.
ACGGCGACUUACUGGACGGGACGACUUACAUUACCUAUACCACCACGUGUAUAUGAUGGUGUUAAUUCAAACAUUUAUAUUUAAUAAUUGACUGAUACAAAUAAGGAAUUAAUCGUCUAAUUUUAUUUACUAUUGUCACCUCCACAGAGCGCCAAUAUUUGAAAUCGUCCAAAUUUUUAAGAUUUUUCAACUAAAAUGCCAAAAAAGUUUACGGGUGAAAAUAGUAAGGCAGUUGUAGCCAAAGCAAGAAAAGCUGCUGUGAAGGAAGCUGAGAAUUUGAGGAAAAUUCAAGAUGCAGAAGACAACGCUUGGAAAGAUGAUGAUAAACAAGUGUUGAAAAAAAAACAGAAACAGGAAGAGCUGGAAAGAAAACGAUUACAACAGCUAGAAAAAAAAGCUGAGGCAAAAGCUCUCUUGGAAAAAGAGUUAGCUACUAUAAAGGUUGGCGGUAAACAACCUAGUUCAAAAAUUACAAGAGCAGAAAUUAUGUUAGAAACAGAAAAACGGAAUCAAGUGGCUUGUAAAAAGAAAGAAGUAGAGAAACCAAUCGAAGAAAACCUUAAUAGGCUCAACUUGGAAGGAGAAUCUGCUCAUGGAAUAAAUGAAGCGCUAACAUUAUUAAGCAUGAAAGAACCAGAAAUUGAUCGUCACCCAGAGAGACGAAUGAAAGCAGCUUAUAAUAGUUUUGAAGAGCAAAUGAUGCCAAUAAUUAAAGAUCAGAAUCCAACAUUAAGACUUAGCCAGUUAAAACAACUACUGAAAAAAGAAUGGAUGAAGUCACCUGAUAAUCCGUUAAAUCAAAGGUUUACAAGUAACUAGUUUAUUUUUAAGCAUGAAAAAAUGUGAUCAUUAUAGAUAAAAAUAAUUUCUAAUUCUUAUAAAUCAAUAAAUACAGUAAGAUAAAUAAAAUAACUUAUUAU